Molecule: messenger RNA, 1143 nt
Organism: Vitis vinifera (wine grape)
Lineage: Eukaryota; Viridiplantae; Streptophyta; Magnoliopsida; Vitales; Vitaceae
Product: F-box/kelch-repeat protein At3g06240-like
Exons: 1
Coding region: 1-1143 (380 amino acids)
Molecular function (GO): protein binding
Source: RefSeq, a predicted model, not a curated record
AUGACUGGCCUUACCCAGGAUAUCAUUGUGGAAAUUCUCUUAAGACUACCUGUCAAGAGUCUAAUACGAUUCACAUGUGUUUGCAAGCAAUGGCUCUCUUUGAUCACUGACCCCAAGUUCACAAAAUUGCACUGGACUCGAGCCAUUGAUAAAGGGAAUUACUUGGACAAUAGAAGACUCUUGGUCUCUAUUUACGUUAAUAUUGAUAGAGCUGUUGAUGCUGUUUCUCCUUCUGUGCGUGGCCAAAUAGUGGGUUAUUGUAAGGGUAAGGUAUGUAUGGAUUUUGAAUUAAAUACCUCUAUUUACACUCUGGUGAAUGAUAAUGCAUGUGUUGGUAUUGGUUUUUGUUCGAUCGGUUGCCAACUCGUGGGUUCAUGCAAUGGCAUAAUAUGUUCGGUUUAUGGAUUCAAUACCUUUCAUUUAUUGAAUCCAUCUAUCAGAGAACACAAGACAUUACCAUAUCCUGGGGAGAUCCACUCUGGACGGGCUUUUUAUGGAUAUCUUCUCCAUGGAUUUGGUUAUGACUCCUCUACUGAUGACUACAAGUUGUUUCGAGGUAGUUAUAGUCCUGUCAAAUCCACGAUAGAAAUCUUUUCUCUGAAAACCAAUUCUUGGAGAAGAAUUCAAGAAUUUCCUACUUAUCAUCCUUCUCAGCAUUCAGGUGUUUUUGUCAAUACAGCUCUACAUUGGGCAACAGAUAAGGUUUCUGAUGGUGAUGGCAUGCAUCUUGGUAAUAGAGUUGUCUCUUUUGAUUUGAAGGAGGAGAAAUUCAUGGAAGUGCCACUUCCAGAUGAAACAUGUAUUGGAUCCUGUCCAACUCUUGGGGUCUUGGGAGGAGACCUAUCCAUGAUCCAACAUCAUGUUGAUGAUAGUCACCAGAUAUGGAGAAUGAAAGAGUAUGGAGUAAAACAUUCUUGGACUAAAUUGAUCAGACUUCCACCUUCCCCCAUAACUAAAGUGGUUCCAUUUGAUUAUACAAAGGAUGGUGACAUUGUAGUGCUGGUUAAUAAACUGGAAUUAGCUAUUUACAAUUCCAAAACAGAAGCUUUAGAGAAUAUUGCUCUUGUGGCUCCUCAAAGUGAUUAUUGGUACCGGGUGACCUUGUAUAUGGAAACUCUAAUUUCACCCAAUAGCCACAGUUGA